Messenger RNA from Aphanomyces astaci, 553 nucleotides. RefSeq lists its product as hypothetical. The coding region runs from base 24 to 512 and encodes 162 amino acids. Gene Ontology annotation, biological process: Golgi to vacuole transport; intracellular protein transport. The transcript has 4 exons. NCBI's taxonomy places the organism in Eukaryota, Oomycota, Saprolegniomycetes, Saprolegniales, Verrucalvaceae. The record is from RefSeq and is a predicted model, not a curated record. Gene Ontology annotation, cellular component: intracellular membrane-bounded organelle; AP-3 adaptor complex; membrane coat.
AUAUUCACAGUCGGUUGAGUGCAAUGAUCAAGGGGGUGCUCAUUGUCAACAACCACGGGAAGGCGCGCAUCGUCAAGUUCUACGAGCAUGUGCCCGACGCCGAGCAGCAAGCCGUGAUUCGGGACAUUUACACCCAAGUGUCCAAGCGAUCCGACACAUUGUGUAAUUUCUUGGAGGGCAGCGUGCGCUACUGGGGGGACGGGAUCAAGCUAAUUUACAGACACUACGCAACGCUUUACUUUGUGUUUGCCGUCGACAAGCAAGAGAGCGACUUGGGCAUUUUGGAUCUCAUUCAAGUGUUUGUGGAAACCCUGGACAAGUGCUUUGAAAACGUGUGCGAAUUGGACUUGAUCUUCCACAGCGACAAGGUCCAUUACGUGCUGGACGAAAUCGUGAUGGGCGGCAUGGUGCUGGAAACAAACAUCAACGAAAUCCUCACGGCGGUCAACGAAAUGAACAGAUUGGACUCGAACUCCACCAAGCGAUCUCUGCCUGGCACGGGCAAGAAGUAAACUGUUAAUGCAGAAACUUGAAUGCUUUUCAAUUAGCUAAA